UGCUAUCUCCUCUAGUGUUAGCUUACACUUGCCGCUAUUGUGCGCCGCUUAACCACCUCUUAACCUUCACCCUCCACCAGCAUCACCACCACCGGCACUCCCUCGCUAUCUCUGCGCCCUCGACCACUCUAUCUUGUCUGCAUCCCCCAAAUCCUAGGUUCCUAACGGGGAACUCUCUCGUUUUCAAGAUGGAGCGAUUCUUUUCUGGAAGUGGGAUCAAUAAGAAUAAAGCAAUGGUGGAGCACUUGCAGCGCUAUGGAGUGAUUAAUUCGAAAAAGGUAGCUCAAGUAAUGGAGACUGUUGACAGAGCAUUGUUUGUGCCUGAUGGGAACCCGCCUUAUGUCGACAGCCCCAUGCAGAUAGGUUACAAUGCCACUAUUUCGGCACCUCAUAUGCAUGCCACAUGCCUCGAGCUGUUGCAGGAAAAUUUGCAGCCUGGAAUGCAUGCUCUAGAUGUUGGUUCUGGAACGGGGUAUUUGACAGCCUGCUUUGCACUGAUGGUUGGACCACAAGGUUGUGCAGUUGGAGUAGAACACAUACCUGAGUUGGUUGCUUCUUCAAUCAAGAAUAUCGAAAAGAGUGCAGCGGCUCCGUUAUUAAAAGAAGGUUCUCUCAAACUGCAUGCCGGUGAUGGAAGGCUAGGUUGGCCUGAGUGUGCACCAUAUGAUGCAAUUCACGUCGGAGCCGCAGCACCUGAGAUACCACAGCCACUUAUUGAUCAGUUGAAGCCCGGAGGUAGAAUGGUCAUUCCUGUUGGGAACAUAUUCCAGGAUUUGAAGGUUGUGGACAAGAACCUGGACGGCUCCAUCAGUAUCCGCAGCGAGACUUCUGUCCGCUAUGUUCCACUGACAAGUCGGGAGGCUCAGUUGCGCGAUUAUUGAGCCUUCACCGGCCUUCACUUGAAUAACGUGGCUCUGGGCAACAAUUUGUUGCUCAUUGGUUAUAGUGUCUUUCAAAGUUCUGCUUCUGCGUAGUUGGUUUAAUGUCUAGGUUUGGAACUGUCUUUGUAAAUUCUCCUGCUGGUAAUGAAACUUGGUCUAUGUUAAUAAAUUUUUAGUCUGCAAUUAGUAUGGACUUUUGAGUUAUUUUUAA
Messenger RNA from Vitis riparia (riverbank grape), 1092 nucleotides. Its product is annotated as protein-L-isoaspartate O-methyltransferase 1-like. Gene Ontology annotation, molecular function: protein-L-isoaspartate (D-aspartate) O-methyltransferase activity. Gene Ontology annotation, cellular component: cytoplasm. The coding region runs from base 189 to 881 and encodes 230 amino acids. Gene Ontology annotation, biological process: protein modification process. NCBI's taxonomy places the organism in Eukaryota, Viridiplantae, Streptophyta, Magnoliopsida, Vitales, Vitaceae. The record is from RefSeq and is a predicted model, not a curated record. The transcript is spliced from 4 exons.